UCUAUCUUCUCAAAUGUUUAUUCGCAAAUUGUCACUUUCUAAAGUGUCGGCCUGUCAUUUUUUUGAGAAGCACAUGUGAAUUUGUCAACAUAAGUAUGGUUAAAAUAAGGAGCAAACUGAAAGGGAGUAAGGGGAAGCGGUGGCCAAAAGGGCAGAGUUCCAGCUCUAACCCCGAAACUCGAAAAUAUAGGGACAUCGCAAAAUCACGAUUUUUUCAAGAAAAUUUAGGGCCUAGUGAAUUAACUUCGGAAGCCGUGAGAAAACAUGAAAUCCAGAAUUAUGCACCUCAAAAAGAAGAAAGUGUUGAAAUGGAAGAAGAUACCCAAUCUUCUCUUGGUUCUCAGUCUUACAAAACUAUGCAGUCAUUUGCCUCAGAAUGGUCUGGCUGCAGUAACAUGUCCUUCAAUAGAUUUCUAAACGUGUAUAAUUCAGAUUCUGCCUUGCAUAAACAGAUGCUGGCCAUUUUAGCAGCCAUAGCCGAAGUCAUCAAAGAUAUGGAGGGAUCUGAGUCUUCUACCGAAUAUUACUGUGCAUUGUUGAAGACUUUGGAACAGGUUUAUAAUUCAGAUGAGAAAAACGAAGAUCAAAUAACGGCUGUACUAUCAUUGUUGAACAUGGGUAUAAAAACGGUACCAACAGGAGUGCUAAAGAAGACUUUUGACGAUGUUGUUAUAAAAAUGUUACACAUCAUGAAAGAGUUCUCUGAAUCAGAAAACAAUGUCAUCAUCAAGUCAGUACUUGGUAUUUUGGCCACCUUAUUGAAAAUACAGGAAUUGGCUGUAUGGAACAACACUUCUACUAGUCAGGUCUUCAAUACUAUAUUGAACCUGUUUUGUAUACAUUCAAAGCCAAAGUGGAGGAAAGCUGCCCAGCACGCUGUAGCUGUCAUAGUCAAUACCGGUUGUUUUGUCAAGGAAAAUAGUUCUAAUCCUGCCGCUGACCUAGCUGCUCAGUUUUGCGAACAAACUCUUGAUACUUGCAUGGGAGGGGAUUCAGGAACAGUUCUUGUGUCUUCCGUACAAGCUGGUCAAACAACAAUUUUGCACACCCUUGGACUAAUGAAAGAAAUCAUUUGCAAGUUCUCCAAAGCUCACAUUAAGAAAUGCUGUGAAGUUAUUCUACGUCUGAUGACUCUGAACUAUCCCAUAGUCACUUCUUGCGGUCUACAAGUAUUGCAUGCGCUUUUCUCGGCUCAGUCAGUGGUGGUGCCUGCCAAGUUGAAUGCCCAGUUGAUAUCUGCAUUAUAUGAAUAUCAGCCAUCAAUUUCGGACGUUCAACCUACUCUAGCAUGGUUGGCUGUCAUGCAACAGGCUCAUGUCCAUUUGGCGGAUGCUGACGUUUCCAUGGGCAUGGCAGCUCUGCCUAGAUUGUUCAACACUGUAACGCAACUGUGGCUAUCUGAGCAAACCCAAGUCAUGACUGGUGCUACUCACGCUUUGGAAGUGUUGUUGAAAGAUGUUUUAGCUCCAGUUUGCAUGUCCAAAGAGUCUGUUGAUCAACAUAAAUCUAAAAUUGAGCGUUGCGUCAGCUCCAUACAAUCUGGAUUGGGUUACCAGUACAAUCUAGUGUGGCAUCAAGUUUUACACGUUAUAAGCAUACUGUUCGAGGUUGCAGGUACGCAUUGUAGCGAUAUGCUGUUGGAUUUGCUGAAGUCGUUAGCGGAACUAAGAGACUCGUAUAAAUUCAGUUAUAAUAAUGAACUGGAACAUGGAGUGGGAGCAGCUAUAAGGUCGAUGGGUCCUGAGGUUGUAUUGGAAGUAAUUUCACUAAAGAAGUUUAUCACUUACCAACCAACCAACAAACAUCCAUUAUUGAACAUAGACAGGUCCUGGUUGCUUCCCGUUCUCAAGGAAAACGUAAAAAAUUCUACCUUGGACUAUUUCGUCAAGGGUAUCAUACCCCUGGCUGUAUUUUGCCGCAGGAGAGCUACCCAGCAAGCCAAAGAAAACGAUGGAAUUGGAGCUCACAGCUCGGAACUGUUGUACCUUCAGCUUUGGAAUUUGUUGCCUUGUUUUUGUAACCACCCCAAAGAUAUCAAAGCUAACUUCAAGUCCGUUGCCAAAGUGAUGGGUACGGCGAUAUCUGAUGAAAAAGAUCUCCGAUUGGCGGUGAUGGCAUCUCUGAGAAAACUCAUUGCCAGCGCCAAAGAUUCUGAUAAUUCGGAAGACCUGGAAGAGUUGAGAAGAUUUGAUAAAAAUUAUCUUCCCAUUUUAUUCAAUGUUUACACUACCAAGCCCAUCGGCACCGACGAAGAGGGACAAAGACUUGCAGCUCUAGAUACUAUUAAGCUAUACUUGUCUAUCGCCAGGCCCGAACUAAACCAACAGCUUUUCAAUCAUGCGAUUGAGAGGCUCAACAGUUCCUCAGACGAACCUGAGGAUCAUUUCAUCAAAGAGAGCAUUUUGGAUCUAAUCAAAGCCUUAGUUCCGUAUCAGAGCUGCGAAAAUGUCACCUUACUUUACGAACAGUGCGUGAACUCUCUUCCUAACAUAGUGAACCGAAAGGAACAAAAGAAAGCCUAUCGGUUGCUGGAAGAGAUUUGCGGCAGCAAAUCCGAAGGUUGCCGCGAGUUUAUCAAAAACAACAGGAUCAAAGUUCAGCGGUUACUGAUGGAAACCUUGCAGAGCGCCGCAGUCUCGAGCAAGGGCGCCAGGCUUCGGUGUCUCAACUAUUUGAUACAAGCGCAGCCUCAGUUGAACCACAACAGCGGACUCAUAAAAUCUGUGGUACCGGAAGUUGUGCUGUGCUGUAAGGAUGUCAACGAAAGGUGUCGGGCUACUGCUUACGAGCUCCUGAAUAACAUAGGAAAUGUUUUUAUGGAGCAUGAUAAGAUGCAGGAGUUCGUUACGCUGCUAGUUGCUGGUUUAGCGGGCAGUGCACAGCUUAUGAGUUGUACCGUACUGGCAUUGGCUUCCGUUCUGCACAAUUUCUCAGGUGCGCUGGGAAUGGACAACAUUAGAUUCAUCAUGGAAAACAUCUGUACCCUAGCUGCCUCUGCUACCAGGGAGGUGGUAGCAUCCUGCCUCAGUUUCGUAAAAGUAUACAUGACAACUCUUCCUAGUCCCAUGGUUGCCAGUUCUCUGGAACUUAUCAUGAAGACUUUAACGGGCAUGACUGACGACUGCAAACGCCAUUUCAGGCUCAAAACUAGGGAUAUACUGGAUAGAUUGGUCAGGAAAUACGGUUGCGACUCUUUGACGCCAUUCGUACCGCACACUGACGUAGUCAUGUAUAAGAGACUGAAGAACUUGAGGAAACUGAACGCUCGCAAAAAGAGGAUGAGGGAUGCUGAAAAGGGAGAGGAGUCUAGUGAGGAAGAAGACUUUGCCGUGAAAGCGAAACCUAAGAGCGUGGAAGAAAUCUUGGCAGAUUCGGAUUCAGACUUUGAGGAUAUGGAAACAGACCAGCCUAAGGUCAAAGGCAAGAAGAAAGUGGACACCUGGAUCGAGGAAGAUUCUGAUAGUAUCGUUGAUUUCACUGACCCUGCCGUUAGAAGUAAAAUAACAGCCACCAAACCAGGACAAGUGCCACAGCCUGCUGUGGAAACCAAGAAAAAAGAAAAAGACAGAGGUUUCAAAACUGCACCUGACGGUAGGAUCAUAAUCAAAGAUGAUUCAUCAUCCGAUAGCGAAACUGAAAGCAAAAAGAAAAAUAAACUCAACUUUGGUUCGGAUAGUGAUUCUGAUGACGACACACAGAGCAAGGCCGAAACUCUGCUGUUAACCAACCGUAAAAGGAAGAGAGGUUCAGCCAGCGUCAAGAGCGGAGCUAGUUCAGUUAAUAGCAAAUAUGCGACUGGAGGUGUUGGUAUUCAUAGGAAAGUUGGUGCUUCAACUUCUUCAGUUCACAGCAGCUAUAGUACUCCAGGAUCUGAAUACCGGCCAAAAAAAGCCAAAGGUGAUGUCAAAAAGAAGGGCAAAGUCGAUCCCUAUGCAUACUUACCCUUGAAAAGAACAGCUCUCAAUAAAAGAAAAAAACUCAAGGCUGCUGGUCACUUUAAGAAUAUUAUGAAUGCGGCUAAAUUAGGAGCUUUGAAAGGUGCUAAAGCUAAGAAAAACAUGAAAAAGUGAUUAAUUAGUUAUGAUUAAUAAAGUGUAUGGAGUGUU
Messenger RNA from Leptinotarsa decemlineata (Colorado potato beetle), 4106 nucleotides. RefSeq names its product RRP12-like protein. Lineage: Eukaryota; Metazoa; Arthropoda; Insecta; Coleoptera; Chrysomelidae. The record is from RefSeq and is a predicted model, not a curated record.